AUGUCAUAUAAUAUGGCAACUAGUAAUGUUGCUUUUGAUAGAAGCACAGAUAAUAUGCAAUUAACUUCUCAGUACAAUAUUUCACCAAGUCAAAAGCCAAAUAUCCAUUUAGACACUUUAAUAUCGAAUCAAAAUGUAACAGACACUCUAACUAACCAAAAUAUACCUUCUGAAAAUGAUCCUGAUAACAUCACAUCUAUAUUACAAAGUUUUACCUUGGGCUUGAAUUCAUCCCAACAAGACCUUGUGUCAACUACAUAUUCUAUAAAGCUAUCAAACUUACCAAAGGAUAUCACAAAACGUGAAACAUUUCUCAUAUUUGCCUUGGCUGAAAACGUCCUUAGCGUAAAUUUAUUCCAUGAAAAUGAUAACUCAAAUCCAACUGAAUUGAAAAACAAUCCCACAGCAUCCCCAGUCAUUGUGGCAAAAUUCAAUACACUACAAUUGGCUAUUCGUUAUUCAAACAUUCUAACCAACAAAAGUAAUUUAUUUGGUCUACAUCCCCCACAUAAAUUGCAUGUUGAACUAAUUGAUGAUUCCACUCAAAAACCAAUUCAAUUUACCUCAGUAGCAGCAGCAUCUACAUUAAAAACUCACAAUAUUUCACAACAAAAUUCACAACAACCUAUUCCACAAAACCAACCACAAUCAAUUAUAUUAGGAAGCAACAACAAAAACACAACUAAUCGUGGAAGCCUUUUACCUCAACUUUCAAGGUUCUCUUUUAGUGAUCCCUUCACAUUGGAAACAAACUCGCAAGAUCCAACUGCGUUGAAAUCUAAAUCAUCAUCUGUAAGUCAUGUACCAACUAAUCAUCCAGAAAUUAACCCUGGUGCAAGAGAUGCUGGCAAGUCUUUCUUACUUAUGGAGAAUGACGAGAUCAAUGAUAAUAUCUGGGGAACUAAUGGUCUUACUUCAAGUAUUCAUGCUUUUUCUAGCACCCCUCAACCAUCGACACCAACUGUUCCAUGGGGUUCUAAUACCAUUACAACAAGUUUGAAUAAUAACAACAACAAUAAUAAUAGUAAUAAUAGUAAUGUUAAUAGGAGACAAAGUUCUGCUUUUUAUCUUCCUACAGUUACUGGUUCCACAAGCGUUCAAACACAAUCAACUUUGCCUAUGAUGGAUCUAAAUCAACAGAUUCCUAUAAAUAACAUAUCAAAUUCUUUAUCUGCAUCUACUGCCUCUAUUCCCACAUACAACGGUUUAAUAAAUCAAAUGGGACCACCACAAAACGUCUUGGUCGGAGAUACCUCUUUUAAUCAACAAGUGACUACUCAGUUGAAUACUUUGCAACACACAACCCCUGUUAAAACUAAAUUAAAUUCAAAUAUCAAUCGAAAUGUACCUAGCCAUAGUAUGACCCCAACACAGUCAGUUAAUGGCAACAAUAAAUUGAAUUCUUCAACUAUCUCAUUACCAGCAGCUACUGGUACAGUCACUAUGUCAGAAGCCGAUUUAUCUUUAUUAGCCAAGGUUCCACCACCUGCAAAUCCUGCCGACCAGAAUCCACCAUGUAACACAUUAUAUGUUGGUAAUUUACCGCCUGAUGCUACAGAACAAGAGUUAAGACAAUUGUUUUCCAGUCAAGGAGGUUUUAGAAGAUUAUCAUUUAGAAAUAAAAAUGGUAAUGGAAAUGGUCACGGACCAAUGUGCUUUGUUGAAUUCGAAGAUGUUAGUUAUGCUACCAGAGCUUUGGCAGAAUUAUAUGGUAGAAAAUUACCAAGAGCCACAUCUAAUAACAAGGGUGGUAUUAGAUUAAGUUUUUCUAAGAACCCACUAGGUGUUAGGGGUCCGAACAGCAAAAGAAACAUUAAUUCUAAUAAUUCCAAUAAUGUGAAUAAUAUAGGUAAUAAUGGACACCGUCCUGGAUCUGCUAAUAUAAUUCCUAAUAAUAAUAUGAAUUAUAGUUAUACAACAUACUCUAAAAAUUCAUGA
Molecule: messenger RNA, 1938 nt
Organism: Arxiozyma heterogenica
Lineage: Eukaryota; Fungi; Ascomycota; Saccharomycetes; Saccharomycetales; Saccharomycetaceae
Gene: WHI3
Product: mRNA-binding protein WHI3
Exons: 1
Coding region: 1-1938 (645 amino acids)
Molecular function (GO): RNA binding
Source: RefSeq, a predicted model, not a curated record